CUAAAUAGUGAAUAUUAUUGAAUUGGGAGAUAAAUCGGUAUUCAUUGUUAUAUUUUACAUAUGGAAUAUCAAAAGCUCCGCAUAUUGACACUGUGUAUUAUUGCCUGUAUUGUGUACGUCUCCGGUAGGCCGUGCGACGUAGAUAAAGUUGGCAUCCACAGGUUCGGAAAAAACUGCUCGCUGAGAUGCCAUUGUAGAAACAACGAGUCAUGUGACGAGGCGGGAGCAUGCGCAAACGGGUGCGCACCCGGAAUGUUCGGACCAGGAUGUCAGUACGUUGAUAUAGCCCACGAUGACCCCGAGGUAGCACGACAUUCCGACAACCUUGAGUUCUUGGAUCACCAAUACGCCAACCUUGCCGUAGACCCUGACCUCAGCACGUGUAGCUUCACAAAGGAAGCGGCCUCUCAGACCGGUCAUCCCUGGUGGAGUCAUUGGUUUCCUUACGAUGUCAUAUUCACUUACAUCGAGUUUUACGUGCAUUUGAAUUAUACAGAAUUUAUGUCCCACUAUCGCGUUAGUGUGGCCAAUUUAUCCAAAGAACAUCACAGCAACAAACAACUUUUGGCAACUGAACGACUAUGCAACGAGAUUGGAGUAGACGACGAAAAAUUAAAAAUGCCAACCAGCGGUACCCUAGCCGUCAUUGGUGUGUUCUGUAGAGAACCCGUGGUGGGUAACACCAUUCGCAUUGAACUACUUAGAAGCCGAUCACAGCUUGUUUUGUGCGACGUAAAUAUCAGUCAAGGUAGGAACAUGGCAUUCAGUAAAAGUACAAACGCUUCGUCCAUAUCGGAAGGCGACCUAGUUCACAUAACAGACGACAUUGUCCAAGUGAAGCGCGACGAAUGUUUCGUUAGUAGGAAGGACAAUUCUUCGUGGUUGAUGAUCGACUUUGGAGCCAAAGUUCAAAUAACUCAGAUACAUAUUGUUCCAUUCAAACGUGAAAAUAACCUAAAUGGAUAUCACAUCGAUGUGAAAGAGAUCGACCAAGACCUUUUGCGAAACGUCUACCAAGAUUCAUCUAUUAAUUCAAAGGGAUCGGAACAGGAUACGUUGAACAUCACUUUUGUAACAACCAGUUUGUACAUCACCCGACGUGGACAUAAUCCAUCCAAAAUAGCCGUGUGUGAAGUGAGGGCUUUUGGGGACUGUCCAGAAAGCAGCUGUGGAUACGACUGUUCCGAAGAAUGCUACUGUCGACCACCGUACACACUAUUUGACAAAAUUGCUGGACGUUGCCCUCAUGAUUGUCUGAACGACAGCCGAUGGACAUAUCGAUGUGAUCAAGUUUGCAAUGUAAACCAUUGGGGAAAUGGAUGCAGUCACACAUGCGGUCAUUGUGCUAAUGGCUUACCAUGCGAUGUUCAGACUGGACGUUGCCCUCAAGGUUGUCUGAACGACAGCCGAUGGACAGAUCGAUGUGAUCAAGUUUGCAAUGCAAACCAUUGGGGAAAUGGAUGCAACCACACAUGCGGUCAUUGUGCUAAUGGCUUACCAUGCGAUGUUCAGACUGGACGUUGUCUUGAAGGAUGUGAACCUGGUUAUCAGAAUACAACUUUCUGUAAAGAAAAUUGUGAAGCUGGAACAUUCGGACAAAACUGUUCCCAAAACUGCAGUAAGCAUUGUCAAGGCCCAUGUAACCACGUGAAUGGACACUGUGCAUGUAAACCAGGAUAUCUGUCGCCAAAUUGCUCUGAUGCUUGUAAAGCAGGGACUUUCGGAUUAAACUGUUCUACAAAGUGCAGCCACAACUGUAAUGGCAUUUGUAAUCACGAGACUGGAUACUGUGCUUGUAAAGCUGGGUAUAGGGCGCCUAAUUGCUCUGCUGAUUGUGAAGCUGGAACAUUCGGACAAAAUUGUUCUCAAAACUGCAGUAAGAAUUGUCAAGGCCCAUGUAACCACGUGAAUGGACACUGUGUUUGUAAACCUGGAUUCAUGUCGCCAAAUUGUUCUCAUGCUUGUAAAGCAGGGACUUUCGGAUCGAACUGUUCUACAAAGUGCAGCCAUAACUGUAAUGGCAAUUGUAAUCACGAGACUGGAUACUGUGCUUGUAAAGCUGGGUAUAGGGCGCCUAAUUGCUCUGCUGAUUGCGAAGCUGGAACAUUCGGACAAAACUGUUCUCAAAACUGCAGUAAGCAUUGUCAAGGCCCGUGUAACCACGUGAAUGGACACUGUGCAUGUAAACCAGGAUAUCUGUCGCCAAAUUGCUCUCAUGCUUGUAAAGCAGGGACUUUUGGAUUAAACUGUUCUACAAAGUGCAGCCACAACUGUAAUGGCAACUGUAAUCACGAGACUGGAUACUGUGCUUGUAAAUCUGGGUAUAGGGCUCCUAAUUGCUCUGCUGUUUGUGGAGCUGGAACGUUCGGACAAAACUGUUCUCAAAACUGCAGUAACAAUUGUCAAGGCCUAUGUGACCACGUGACUGGACACUGUGCAUGUAAAUCAGGAUAUCGGUCGCCAAACUGCUCUUAUGCUUGUGAAAUCGGAAAGUUUGGACAAAACUGUUCUCAAAACUGCAGUACCAAUUGUCAAGGCCUAUGUGAACACGUGAGUGGAUACUGUACAUGCAAACCAGGAUAUCGGUCGCCAUAUUGCUUGGAUGUUUGUGAGCCAGGGUCUUUCGGAGAAAACUGAUCAAACAACUGCAGCAGCAACUGUAAUGAGAUAUGUCAUCACGCCACCGGACACUGUUCUUGUAAAUCUGGAUAUAAGCCCGAAAUGUGCUCUGUUGAUUGUGAACCUGAAACUUACGGUCAAAACUGUGCUGAUAACUGCAGCGACAACUGUAAUGGCAUUUGCGAUCACGUGACUGGACAUUGUUCUUGUAAAGCUGGAUAUAGUGGACCAAAGUGCGCGACUG
Messenger RNA from Dreissena polymorpha, 2863 nucleotides. RefSeq names its product multiple epidermal growth factor-like domains protein 11. Lineage: Eukaryota; Metazoa; Mollusca; Bivalvia; Myida; Dreissenidae. The record is from RefSeq and is a predicted model, not a curated record. Gene Ontology annotation, molecular function: scavenger receptor activity. The transcript has 19 exons. Bases 61 to 2637 code for a protein of 858 amino acids.